CGCGUUUCUGCGGCGGACCGAGUUUCCCUUUGGUGUGUUUAUGUCUGAGAAGAGAAGCAGCAGAACUGAAGGGUAUGAAGGUAUGAGCAACUGUGCUCUCCUGCAUUUCUCUCAGAAUGGAAUCUGUGCUGAAAUAUCUGGACUGGACAUCAGUGGGCUUGGCCCUGCUGGGUGGUCUGCUCUCUCUGCUUCUCAUGGAGAUCUUCAGGUGGAAUUCCUCCAGGAGCCGAAGCCCCCCUGGACCCAAACCACUGCCCUUCGUCGGUAACAUACCCCAGUUUUCAAAAGAUCAAAUGGGCUUCAUCAGAUCGUUGCCAAAAUAUGGUGAGAUGUGCUCCAUAUUCCUGGGCAGGAAGCCAACAAUCGUACUGAACAACAUGCAGCUUGCAAAGGAAGCUUUUGUUCAGAAUGGGACCGUGUUUUCUGGGAGGCCUCUUCCACCUUUACAAGCAUGGCUCACCAAAGGCUAUGGUAUUAUCUUAGCCGAUUAUGGUCACUCUUGGAGGCAGCAGCGCCGCUUUGCUCUGCACAAGCUGCGUGACUUUGGUCUGGGAAAGAAAACGGUGGAGGAACGUGUGGCUGAGGAGGCACAUUACCUCAUCAAGGAGAUGCUCAAACAAGAAGGGAAGCCUUUUUAUCCCAUCCACCCAAUUAUGAAUGCAGUUUCCAACAUAAUCUGCUCCAUCAUCUUUGGAGACCCCUUUGAGUACGACGACAAGCGCUUCGCUAAGCUGCUACAAAUCCUGAAUGAAAAUAUUCGGUUUGCUGGAUCAACAGUGGCGCAGAUCUUUCACUUGGUCCCAAUUAUAAAAUAUUUUCCUGGGCCACAUCAGAAGAUACGGCAUAAUUUCGAAGCCUUGAAAAAUUUUGUCUUUGAAAUUGUGGAGGAGCACAAGAAGACUCUGGAUCCAGACAACCCCCGUGACUUCACUGACGCUUACCUGAUCCAGAUGACCAAGGAAGAGUCAAAGGAGGACACCACAUUCCAUCUAGAGAACAUGAUGAAUUCAGUCUUUGACCUGUUCAUAGCUGGGACCGAAACUACAGCAACCACCCUCAGAUGGGGCCUCAUUUACAUGAUGGACCACCCUGAUGUGCAAGAGCGCUGUCAUGAGGAGAUCAUUCGGGUACUGGGUUUUGACCGCUCUCCCUGCAUGGAUGACCGCCCACAGCUCCCGUACACUUACGCAACUGUUCAUGAGAUCCAGCGCUAUGCUAGCAUCACUCCUCUUGGCGUGAUUCACCAAACCACUGAACCAGCACUGCUACGAGGAUACCACCUGCCCAAGGGAUCUACAAUCAUGGUCAACAUAAAGGCCAUCAUGACUGAUAAACAGCACUGGAAGUAUCCAGACACGUUCAACCCAGAGAACUUUCUGAAUGAAAAAAGACAGUUCUGCAGAAAUGAUGCCUUUCUGCCGUUCUCUUUGGGUCCGAGGGUGUGUCUGGGUGAGUCUCUGGCAAUGACGGAGCUCUUCAUCAUCUUCACCUCUCUGCUCCAGCGCUUAAAGUUCUCAUGGCCUGCUGGAGCUCCACGUCCAAACAUGGAUGGUGUUGUGGGCUUGGUUCGUUCUCCAUUCCCCUUCAAUACAAUCUGCCACAGCAGAGAGACCACCCACUGAAUCAAGUUUGCCCUUUACAUGUGAAUGGACAUCACCCCCCCAGGAGAAGUUCCUCUUCUUUAACACAUCUGAUCAGUCUCAACAAGAACACAUGAUCAAGCUCUUUCUUUCUAUUAGGACCAAUCAGAGGGAAAUGUCCAAUACGUGAUAUUCCACCAAAACUUCUACAGUUUAAAAAUAAUGAUGAGAAAUAAAGGCCAAUUCUAUUAUAUUAUAUUA
This is a messenger RNA of Pygocentrus nattereri (red-bellied piranha), 1841 nucleotides long. RefSeq names its product cytochrome P450 2H1-like. The transcript has 10 exons. Gene Ontology annotation, biological process: xenobiotic metabolic process. Gene Ontology annotation, cellular component: intracellular membrane-bounded organelle; cytoplasm. Gene Ontology annotation, molecular function: iron ion binding; oxidoreductase activity, acting on paired donors, with incorporation or reduction of molecular oxygen, reduced flavin or flavoprotein as one donor, and incorporation of one atom of oxygen; heme binding. The record is from RefSeq and is a predicted model, not a curated record. NCBI's taxonomy places the organism in Eukaryota, Metazoa, Chordata, Actinopteri, Characiformes, Serrasalmidae. Bases 117 to 1622 code for a protein of 501 amino acids.